Molecule: messenger RNA, 1068 nt
Organism: Durusdinium trenchii
Lineage: Eukaryota; Dinophyceae; Suessiales; Symbiodiniaceae
Source: the annotation of a GenBank genome assembly
AUGGGCGAGGCCAAGAUCGAAGCGCUGAAGAAGCGCAAACUCGUUGCGCCCACCAGCUUAACCGCCUUCAAGGUGGAAAAGACGGAGAAGUUCUCCGCGGGAGAUCAGAAGGCGGUUGCCGAUCUCACCGCAGAGAUGAUCACCAAGGGCACCUGGAGCAGCACGACCUUCAAGCCUUUCAACCUGACCAAUGCGAGUGGCGUGCCCAGCGCGGGCGGCCAUUUGCAUCCCCUGAACAAGGUGAAGACGGAGAUGCGCACGGUGUUGAUGCAGAUGGGCUUCGAAGAGAUGCCCACGAACCAGUGGGUUGAAAGCUCCUUCUGGAACUUCGACGCCUUGUUUCAACCGCAGCAGCAUCCGGCCCGCGAUGCGCAUGACACCUUCUUCAUGGAGGCACCCAGUAGGGCUCAGAAGAUCCCGGAGGACUACUUGGGGAGAGUGAAGGAGAUGCACGAGAAGGGCGGGAGUGGAUCCAUUGGUUGGCGCUACGACUGGAGUGAGGACGAGGCGAGGAAGACCCUCUUGCGGACUCACACCACCGCCGUCUCGGCCCGGAUGCUCUACAAGAUGGGGGAGGAGUACCGAAGGACCGGCGUCUUCCGACCGAAGAAGUACUUCUCCAUCGACCGGGUCUUCCGAAACGAGACCCUGGAUGCCACACACUUGGCGGAGUUCCACCAGAUCGAGGGCUUUGUGGCCGAUCGCAAUAUCGGCUUGCCGCAGCUCAUUGGAGUGCUCCGCGACUUCUUCGCGCGCAUCGGCAUCUCCAAAUUGCGCUUUAAGCCCGCCUACAAUCCCUACACCGAGCCUUCGAUGGAGAUCUUUGGCUUCCAUCCGAUCCUCAAGAAAUGGAUCGAGGUCGGCAACAGUGGUGUCUUUAGACCUGAAAUGUUGCUGCCGAUGGGUUUGCCGGAAGAUGUAACAGUCAUUGCCUGGGGUAUUGGAUGUGAGAGAUGGACAGCUUUGCUCUACAACAUCCGGCUCAUCAAGGAGCUGUUCAGCUUCCAGCAGGAUGUGGCGGCCACCAAGAAGAACCCCAUGUGUUGGUUACGGAGAGCCGAGGAUUGA